Electrophorus electricus (electric eel) is the source of this 1226-nucleotide messenger RNA. RefSeq names its product epithelial stromal interaction 1 (gene epsti1). The record is from RefSeq and is a predicted model, not a curated record. NCBI's taxonomy places the organism in Eukaryota, Metazoa, Chordata, Actinopteri, Gymnotiformes, Gymnotidae.
UUGAAUCAGCAAUCACACGAUGAAUCCCGAUAGCAGCGGCACGAUGACUCCACACCAUCAUGACGACGGAGCGGACGGGAACAGAGCCGACAAACCUCUCCAACACACCCAGCCUGCAGACCAGCGACAGCUCACACACAUUGAGGGAUACUCCACGGUGCCGCCAAAUGAGUCAAGAAGGAGCAGAAUGCUGAGAAUUGCACAGAAAGAGCUUGAAGAUCUGGACAGAUGGCAGGACGAGCAUCGCCCUGGCCCCAUCCACCUCGCCCCAGAGAAGCUGGGCGGAGGUGUGCCGUUAGCAGAGGUCAGACAGAAACAGCAAGUGGAUGCCAACAGAGCAAAGCUCCAAAAAAAGCUCAAAAAAGAAGAAAUGAACAAGAGGGCGAGACAAGAAGAGGAAGAAAAGAACCAGAAAAUGAAGGCUGUUCAGAGAGAAAAGGCCAACAGGUUAGAGAUGAAGAAAAAGCAGCAGGAAGAAGAGAGAAGGGAGCAGUACCAAGCUGAUCUGCAAAGGAGAAAAGAAGAGUUUCUUCAAAGGUUUGAGAGGUCCAGCUCAGUUCCUAUGGCAACAAGCAACUCCAAACCGACGUCAUCUUGGGCCCGGGGGCACAAGCACAGGGAGGGGACUGAAGAGCUGGCAGCCCUCCAGAGAAAGAAAGAUGACCAGCGGAGAAAGGGUGAAAUUUUGGAGGAAAAACAAAGCCAACAGGAGGACACGAGGGAGAGGCAAAUGGAAAGUGAGCGUUUGCGGGUGAACUCACUGUUCCUAGACAGACUGGAGGCGAGAGGAUCAGGUAGAGCGUCUGAGUCCCCGCCGCGUCCCGUGGAGGGUGGUAACGUCUGGCAGGCACACAGACCACAGGACCCUGCCCUAUCACCCGGGCCUGAUCGUGCCGAGGAGGAGGAGGAGGAGGAGGCUGACCAUGACUGGGCUGUUAUGAGACUUCAGAGUCAGUUCCCCUACUAUGAGCGAGAGCUGCUGGAGGACAUCGUCUCUCAGUGUAAUGGCAGUUACCGCCAAGCCUAUGAUCUACUCAGCGUUUAAAUGACAACAUUACUGGUUCAGAACAAAAAUAUUAAGAAUUUAAAAACGUAAGAGUCUCAAGGACACUUAAAGUCUAAGUUAAACUGCAUCGGAGCUGUAUGGGUAGGGUUCACAGAAACAAUAAAUCUAGAGUUUAAUAAAUUCUGAAUUACAAAUACAAUAAACAUUCCUUUGCAUAUCA